Molecule: messenger RNA, 951 nt
Organism: Nannospalax galili (Upper Galilee mountains blind mole rat)
Lineage: Eukaryota; Metazoa; Chordata; Mammalia; Rodentia; Spalacidae
Gene: CUNH13orf42
Product: chromosome unknown C13orf42 homolog
Exons: 4
Coding region: 1-951 (316 amino acids)
Source: RefSeq, a predicted model, not a curated record
AUGUUCAGAAAGAUCCACUCCAUUCUCCACCCCGGGCCACAGGGGAAGCCGGCCGAGAGCCCUUACUACGCCCGGGCCAGCCCCACGGUCAGGCUGAUCCGCAGCAGCUCCAUGUACGUUGUUGGGGACCAUGGUGAGAAGUUCAGCGAGUCCUUAAAGAAAUACAGAAGCACAAACAGCAUGGACACCAGCCUGUACUACCUGCAGCAGGAGGACCGGGCAUGGAUGUACUCACGCACCCAGGACUGUCUGCAGUACCUGCAGGAGCUGCUGGCCCUGCGCAAGAAGUACCUCAGCAGCCUGGGGAACUUGAAGCCCCGCCGCGUGCAGACUGCCACGUCCACCUCCUCCAAGACCUCCAAAGGAGGGCAGAAGACCCCCAGAGAGGGCAAGAAAGCAACCUCAAAGAAAUACUCGCAGUUCAGUGCCGAUGUGGCCGAGGCCAUCUCUUUCUUUGAUUCCAUCAUUGCAGAGCUAGAGACAGAAAAACGGCCAAGAACUGUUGAAGCUGACUUGCCAAGUGAAGAUGUGGACUUUGAUGUGGCCACCAGCUCUCGGGAGCACAGCCUGCAUUCUAACUGGAUUCUGCGGGCACCACGCAGACAUUCAGAGGCUUUCGCUGCACAUAGCACUGCAGAUAGCCAGUUUCGAAGGAGCACAGAGCACAGGGCUAUAGGCACCCAGCGGCGGCUUGAGAGACAUCCCAUUUACCUGCCUAAGGCUGUGGAGGGGGCAUUCAACACCCUGAAAUUUAAGCCCAAAGCCUGCAAAAAAGAACUGGGGAGCUCCAGACAGAUCCUCCUCAACUUCUCCAGUGAAGACAUGGAGUGGGAUACAGAGCUCUUUGCACAGAAGCCCCUGGUGACUCCAGAGGAGGAUUACUAUGAGACAGAGAAUCCCAAAGGGCAAUGGCUGAUUCGAGAAAGACUCUGGGAACGGACAGUGCCCUGA